Molecule: messenger RNA, 536 nt
Organism: Caenorhabditis angaria
Lineage: Eukaryota; Metazoa; Nematoda; Chromadorea; Rhabditida; Rhabditidae
Source: the annotation of a GenBank genome assembly
AUGAUCGGUGGAGGAGUUGGUAUCAGUUUCAGAAGCGAGUUUUUCAAUCCAGUAAGAAAAUUGUUGAAAUAUAAAAAACAAUUCAAGAAACCUCUAUUUCUAGGAAACUCCAGCGAGAAUUCCAGUCCAAGGUUUCUCAAAUGGAUCUCGUCUCCGUUUAGUUCUUCUUCCAACUCAAGAACCAAGAUUCCAUAUCAAUUUGGUUUCACCAGAUGAUAUUGUUCUUCACUUCAAUCCAAGAUUUGAUGAAGGAGCAGUUGUUAACAAUUCAACUCAAUCAGGAAGUUGGCAAUCGGAAGAUCGUUUCCCACAACCAUUCCAACAAAAUCGAAUUUACACUUUGGAAUUCAUUUCAGAUGGCGGAAUCAUUCAUGUAAUAAUUUCAAACUUUAAAUUAGAAAAACAACUUUUUUUUACAGAUUUUGGUCAACGGAAACCAUUUCGCCGAUUUUGUUGAACGUGCUCCAUCUCACGGUGUUCAUCUCAUCGAAAUUGAUGGAGGAGUUCACGUUCAUUCUGCUCAUGUUUCUCAUUAA